Messenger RNA from Botrytis porri, 1350 nucleotides. RefSeq lists its product as uncharacterized. Lineage: Eukaryota; Fungi; Ascomycota; Leotiomycetes; Helotiales; Sclerotiniaceae. The record is from RefSeq and is a predicted model, not a curated record. Bases 1 to 1350 code for a protein of 449 amino acids. The transcript is spliced from 2 exons.
AUGUCGGCAAGAGUCUGGAAGUUCCUAUCGAAUACAAUUGGAAAACUACAAAGUCCUAGAACGGCUCAGCAAAAUGAUAAUGUGAACAAUUCGCCAUCCCUGCGCCAAAUCGAAUCGAAUCCCGACACACCGACUCGUCACGGCAAUGGCAAUAAUGUAGGAGAAGAAUCUGCAAAUGCGGGAUUGUCGAAAGAGCAGGAUGAUUCGGUGCUCGAUACACCAUUGAAUGAGAAGAUCAGUAAUAUUAAAGAGAAGCUUGAGGAAGCGGUCAAACCAAUUACGAAAGAUGAAGCAGAGGAUGAAGCUGAGGAGGAUGUCACGGCAGAGAGUUCAGACAACAUUGAGGCGGGAGAAGCAGCAAAGUCAACCAAAAGAUCAGUAACUGGUAAAGCAGUCGUGGUUCCACCACCGAGACAAGGUCGCAAUAAGAGGGGAGGAUCGGCGGAGAAGGUAGAGACAUUGGCGCAUACUGAAGUUCCGGUCGAAAAUACUCGCAAAACAAGGGGAAGAGGUAGACCUGCGAAGAACACAAAGACAGUGGUUCAAAAUGAAACUAUCGUUUCUACUACACACGAAGAAAGCAACAGCAUGGAAGAAGAGGAAGUCGCAGAGCUACUAGUAAAGAAUGAACUUUCAGUCGACGACUCUACGACUCGUAAACCAAGAGGAAGAGGUAGACCUUCAAAGCCAAAGGUAUACGCAGAAAGCAACCAAUCGGAAGCUGAGAUCAUGGCAGAAGAGGUAGAGACAUCGAAUAGCAACAACAACCCAAAUGAAAAAACUCACACCCAUCGCAGCAAGAGACCAUUACUUCCAAAAGUCGCAGAUCAAGUACAUGUACCCGAACCCUCUAUUGAUACACCUCCAAUCGCCAACAAUAAGAGAAGAAGAGAUGUUUUGGAGUCAUCCGUUGGAACGGAAGAGGCCGAAAUGGAUUCUUCUGCGAGUGUUUCUAAUAAACGAAGAAAGACUUCCGCAAGGCCUGAAGGACCUGGCAUUCCACCUAUAGGUACCACCCGAGAAGCCAAAGACGAACGAAGAAAAUACAUGGACCGAGAAAGACAACGCAGAUGUCGACAACGUAAGAAGGACAGACAACAAGGAUUACAAGCCGCCGAAAGAGAAGUUUUAGCACAGGCCAAAGAUGAGAGAAAGAAAGCUAUGGCUCGAGAACGUGUUCGAAGACAUAGAGAUAAUCAAAGACAGAAACAAGGCGUUGAAGUUGAAACGAAGGCAUCGGGUCGACAAAGAACGAGGGAAGAGGCGAGACAGAGGGAUAGGGAAUUGAUUGCUAGUGGUGGAAGAAGUGGUGCGAGUAAUUCGGUGGAGAAUGAAUCGUUUAGCGAGUGA